Molecule: messenger RNA, 972 nt
Organism: Syzygium oleosum
Lineage: Eukaryota; Viridiplantae; Streptophyta; Magnoliopsida; Myrtales; Myrtaceae
Product: photosystem II reaction center PSB28 protein, chloroplastic
Exons: 2
Coding region: 115-660 (181 amino acids)
Biological process (GO): photosynthesis
Cellular component (GO): photosystem II; chloroplast thylakoid membrane; photosystem II oxygen evolving complex
Source: RefSeq, a predicted model, not a curated record
CGUCUUUCAAGUGAGUGAAUGGUUGACAAUUCUACAACAAGACAAUUCCUCCCAUAUGCCACACCCUUUUAAGACACAUCUCUCCCUCUCUCUCCCUCUCCCUCUCUCACAUCAAUGGCAUCUCUUCAGUCUCUUUCCUUCUCUUCCCCAGUCUCUCACUACCAUAAGCAACAGCCACGCACCCACUCAGGUUUCAUAUCUUCACCUCUUCAUCGGAGUGCGAGCUCUGCAUUCCAUGGCCAGACGUUGCAUCUGCCUCACACUCAACAGGCCUCUUUAAAAGCGAAUGUGAAGACAUCUCGACCUGUUAUUAUGAUGGUAAAACCCACGAUUCAGUUCAUUCAAGGGACAGACGAGCAGACAAUUCCUGAUGUUAGGCUGACCAAAUCAAGAGACGGUACGAAUGGUGUUGCUAUAUUCAGGUUUGAGCAGCCCUCUGUCUUUGACGCAUCCGGUGAUGUUGGUGAGAUCACCGGCUUUUACAUGAUCGAUGAUGAAGGGGUUCUUCAGUCAGUUGAUGUAAGUGCCAAAUUUGUCAAUGGGAAACCAGCGGGGAUCGAGGCUAAGUACAUAAUGCGGUCGCCUAGAGAGUGGGACAGAUUCAUGAGAUUCAUGGAGCGAUAUUCCAAUGAGAACGGCUUGCAAUUUAUCAAAAAGUGAAACUCCUCAUUUCUUCUCUCUGACGGCCCCAUUCGUCUCCAUUUGGCAUCCUGUUUUUGGGUAGUGUAGUCAAGGCAAUACUUAAAGAAAUUGUUCCCGCGCAUAUUGGCUCUUGCAAAAGCAAUAUCCUGAAUGUACGAUUUCCUUGCAUGCUUCAUUGUAUUUGAAUUCACCGUGCAUCAGAAACUCCUCUCCUUGCAUUGGUAGCAAUUGAUGUAAGAUCUCUCGAGAACACUUGAAUCAAGGGGGAGUUGAUGAGGAAUCAACUGAUGAAUUUUUGUUAGUGAGUUGUGCAGUCCUUAUUUGACCCCA